Molecule: messenger RNA, 225 nt
Organism: Aureococcus anophagefferens
Lineage: Eukaryota; Pelagophyceae; Pelagomonadales; Pelagomonadaceae
Exons: 1
Molecular function (GO): oxygen binding; heme binding
Source: RefSeq, a predicted model, not a curated record
AUGGUCACGCGCUGGCACGAGAGCGCGCAGCGGCCCGGCUUCAAGUUCCUCGUCGUCCAGAUCGUCUGCAACCUCACGGGCGGGCCCCAGCGCUACACCGGCCGGCCCAUGGACGAGGCGCACAAGCACCUGAACAUCAGCGAGGCGGAGUGGGGCGUCUUCAUGGGCCUCUUCAACGAGGUCUGCGGCGAGUUCGGCCUCCCCGCGGAGGACCAGGACGACCUG